Messenger RNA from Coniophora puteana RWD-64-598 SS2, 3273 nucleotides. Its product is annotated as alpha beta-hydrolase. NCBI's taxonomy places the organism in Eukaryota, Fungi, Basidiomycota, Agaricomycetes, Boletales, Coniophoraceae. Bases 1 to 1671 code for a protein of 556 amino acids. The transcript has 15 exons. The record is from RefSeq and is a predicted model, not a curated record.
AUGUAUAGGGGAGUCAUCCCACUCGCAUCGGUACUCCACGCUCUGGCGGUGGUCAGAGCCCAAAGUUCGGAGCCGACGAUCGACCUCGGCUAUGCGACAUACCAAGGAGCAACAAACAGUAGCACGAGCAUCAGUUCAUUCCUUGGAAUCUCAUACGCUGCGCCCCCAACCGGUGACCUGAGAUUCCAGGCACCACAAGCGCCUGUCGUUGUCAGUGGCGUACAGCAAGCGACCGCACAGCCAAACGAGUGCUAUCAGGCUCCGUUCGGAAACGCGACCACAAGCUCAUUUCCCUACGGGUACGCCGACUCAAUUUCGGGUGGUGCAUCAAUAAGGAAGCGGGACGUAGAACCGUCUGAGGAUUGUCUUUAUCUCAACGUCUACACGCCGGCGGACGUCAGCUCGUCCACGAGCGCAAGUCUGCCUGUGCUGGUGUGGAUUCACGGAGGCGGUUAUAUAGCCGGCGGUGCAUCAGGUUUCGACGGUGCGGACAUCGUUCAAGAGUCCGCGAAUGGCCUAGUCGUUGUCGUCAUCCAGUACCGACUUGGUGUAUUUGGGUUUUUAUCGGGCAACGAGGUCGUCAAUGGUGGAGGGGCGCUCAAUGCAGGGUUGCUUGAUCAGACCUAUGCUUUGCAGUGGGUACAGAGCCAAAUCAGCAAGUUUGGCGGUGACCCUUCGAAGGUGACUAUUUGGGGAGAGUCGGCAGGUGCUGGAUCGGUGCUGCAGCAUAUCAUCGCAAAUGGUGGAAAGACCCAGUCCCCAUUGUUCCGCGCGGCGAUGACAAGCUCAACAUUCUUGCCGUCGCAGUUUGCAUACAAUGAUACUGUUCCUGAGACCAUAUUUGCGUUUUUCGCUAAUGGAACUGGAUGCUCGACGUCUGUGACGCCGCUGGCGUGCAUCCGAAACGCGUCCGUGGAUACCCUCGAGAGCUUGAACAAUCAAGCCAAUCUGAACGGAUUCUACCGCACGUAUGUGACGGUGCCUGUCAUCGACUACAAGAUGAUCGUCGAGCGUCCGAUAACGACGCUCCAGCGCGGAAGCGUGAACGGGGAAGUGCUGUUAACAAUGACGAACACACAUGAGGGAAACUUCUUUGUCAAUUACGCUGAGACGCUCAACACUACGUCCUAUGUCAAGAAUCUCUUCCCGCUGCUACCAGAGUCUGGCGUGCAGCAGGUCGUGAACGCGUAUGCGAAUUACACGGUCGGGCCCGGCGGUGGCCCUGCUGUUGGAGAUGUCCUGGGCCAAGCUAUUGGGAUAAUGGGUGAAUCCAUCUUCUAUUGCCCGUCAUACUAUCUCCUUGAAGCGUUCUCGAAAGCCAACAAGAGCGCAUGGAAGGGCACGUUCGCCAUCCCGGAUGGGUUCCAUGCAACCGAUAUUCCGUAUUACUUCGUGAGCGCAGGUCCAGCGGUUGACAACGCGACGUUCAUCGCGUCCUUCUCUGGAGCGUUCACCGGAGUCGCGCUUGCGGAGACACCGAAUCAUCACCCCACCAAUGUCUCGAUCACUCCCAAGUGGACUACAUGGCCUACGAGUGAGAUGGAGGUCGUGUUCAAUACGACAGAGGCGGGCGACGCGAACAUUUACGCGUCGACAACGGAUGUGGUUUAUCCGGGUAUCAUUGAACGGUGCAAUAUCUGGCAUAGUCUAGGGCAGUACACUGGACAGUGAACUCGAAGCAAGACGGGCGGGAGAGUCGAUUCUUCACAUACUUCAUGGCUGUGUCGAGUCAGAAAACAUUAGUGACAUCUUCGGCAAUACUGGCUCGAGCAUUUUCAAAGCGGUUGACAACGCUGCUGACUCGAAACAUGUACACGUGUUUUUAUUAUCAAUGUGGACGUUUCCAAUGAAAUGCAAUCACUAGGCAUUGCUCAACUGCUACAGAGAAACUGACUUCGAAUUCAACCCGAUCAACUUGUCCGAACUGUAAUUAGGCCUUAUCGCGGACUACAUAUUGUAGCACACCCCAGUCUAGCCUGAUCAACCAACGCCGGCGUCCAGGUGAAUAUCCACCGCAGCUCAUCUGCAAUAAUAAGUACCCAUAUAGAGGUUCCCCGGAUAAGGCCCAAGGGGAUCCAGCAAGUUCCCGACGGACACAUUGGGGACAGUCCGAAUUGUGCACUCCUCAUCCGUGGCGUCGUCAUCUCCAGGACACUCGUAGGCGACAUCCUCCACCCCAGAUGCAGACUCCGAGACUAUGUGGAUUUCGCCUUGGACGUGGGAGAACCCCAAGAAUUCGCCCGGGAGGAUAGGGAUGGGGUCUCGCGCAUGGUUGAUGCGGACGAAGUCGGUGACCUUGCCGUCGAAGAACGACGCAUAUCCUGGAUUCCCGACGCGUGGAGUACCGUACGUCUGGCCCUUGAUGUGAAUAUCUGAAGGUAGGUUGAGCGUCAUGUAGAGGCACUCCAGCUCCGCGAGCGCGGUGCCGAGCGAGUGGCCGACGAGGAUGACCUCAGUCGCAGAGUGCUUUGAGAUGAGGUUUUGAACCUCAGCAAGGAUGAUUUGGGCGGUCUUGGCAUGUUCAUGAGCAAAGCCCUCGUGUACAAGGAUGUCACUGGGAACGCCAGGGAACAAAACCGGGUCGAGGUUUGUCUUCAGAAUAUUGGCAUCGGUGAGGUCGGCUUGGAAUUUAAACGGAUCCGUUCUUUGGUGUGCCACCACUGGCCGAGACUAAGGACAAGGUCAGAUACAGCAUCCUCAUAGUCCGGGUGGUCGUGUGGCCCAUUAAUACAGAGAAUUCGGAGAGAUGGACACAGAGUUCCAAUAGAGUGCAAAAAUGACCGCGCGACCUUGAAACUACUAGGGUUGUCGAUGAGGGGAAGAUCCAUGUGGAGCUCCCGCAGGCUAGGACCGAGCAUAACACGCAAAAACGAAUACACCUCUUCACGAGUGUCCUUCCAUUGCAGGCCAACCAAGUUAGGAAACAGUGAAGAAGAGUGAGGAGGGAAGCUAAGCGAAGUAAAGGCCGACGAUGAAAUUCGCUUGAAAAACUUGUGCUGGAUCUGGUCGUUAUGUUCGAGACUCUGGACUCGAGCAGAGUAGCACCGGAUGCGAUCCCAAUGUUUUCUGCCCAAAGGGCGACGGAUAAUGAAUAGUCUUUCUUCAUCUCCUUCGUCGUCAAGAUCCCAUUCCGUCUCCCACCAAUCUUCCGGAAGCGUCAUGAUCAGAGGUCCCAGAUGAUCGAGUUCGGCCCAGAGCACGUCCAAUGCGGGCUCUCUGAAGUUGCGACAUGUAGCGGCAAGUGCUGCUAACGCGCCGCUUUCGGCCGAAGGA